GUUUGGAUAGUCCGAAGCUGCGCGGGUCAUACAUUAGGGUCAAUUUAAACGGGUCUCCUCUGCACGACUGUCGUCUGUCAAAACCAACAGCGCCGCCGCCCUACGCAGCCGAGGCAGCAGCAGCACAAGAAGAACUACUUCACAGUCUAAAUCAAAUACCUAUCCCGGAUAAUGCAAUCCCUCCGAUUCCCUGUUCCAAUCCAGAACGCUCUCACUCCCUCCAAUCCCAGAUUCUCGCGCAACCAAACACCCAGAAGAAUCCGAUCACAUUCGCGCCUCUCCAAUUCUCUCUCUCUUCAUUGUGCAACCGCAACCGAUGUGGUUGUUCACAGGGAAGAGAGCAGAGAGCAAUUUAAUGACCGAUUUGCCCCUUGUGUACACUUUCCGCCGGAAGACGAGCCGUUGCCGGCGGGCCUACGGAGAGAGUUGAUGCCAAGACACGUGGCCGUGAUCAUGGACGGCAACGUGAGGUGGGAGAGGCGGAGAGGGCUGCCGGCCGGGUCGGGUCACGAGGCGGGUGCGCAGUCGCUGAGAGGGCUCGUUGAGUUGUGCUGUAAAUGGGGAAUUAGGGUUCUCACUGUGUUCGCGUUUUCUUUUGAUAAUUGGAGUCGGCCAAAGGUGGAGGUUGAAUUUCUGCUGGAUUUGUUUGAGAAGAUGAUUAGCUCCGAAAUCGACAAUUUUGCAAGCGAAGUUAUUCGAAUAUCAAUCAUUGGGGAUUCGUCAAAGCUCCCUAACCCUUUACCAAAACUGAUAAGUGAUGCGGAGGAGAGAACGAAAGACAACUCUAGGCUCCAACUAAUUGUGGGAGUGAGCUACAGCGGAAAAUAUGAUGUUGUGCAAGCGUGCAAAAGUAUUUCUCAAAAGGUAAAAGAUGGCGUUGUUGAAGUGGACGAUAUCAAUGAAAGCCUCGUUGAACAAGAACUAGAAACUAACUGUACCGAGUUUCCCUACCCUGAUCUGCUAAUACGAACAAGUGGCGAACUCAGAGUCAGUAACUUCUUGCUGUGGCAGUUGGCCUACACGGAACUUUUCUUUGCAUCGGCACUUUGGCCUGAUUUUGGGAAGUCUGAGUUUGUGGAGGCCUUGGUUUCCUUUCAGCAGCGGCAGAGGCGUUAUGGUGGAAGAGAUCCAUAAGCGACGAAUUUGUAUUUCCCUUCAGCAGAGGCAGCGGCAGAGGCGUUGUGUAAAUAUCAGCAUCAUAUGCUGGUUGCACAUGUAAUGAAUAUUCUUUCUUGAUCUAAUUGUCUCAGUCCCUGUAUCAGUAGUUGCAUCAAAUAUUUAUGAAUCUAUGUAGCUGGUUGUUUCCUAGUUAUGGCUUUACCAACGGUAAAUUAGUGUCAUCAUGGUCAUAGAAUGAAUCAUUCAUACUCUGUAA
Molecule: messenger RNA, 1375 nt
Organism: Pyrus x bretschneideri (Chinese white pear)
Lineage: Eukaryota; Viridiplantae; Streptophyta; Magnoliopsida; Rosales; Rosaceae
Product: dehydrodolichyl diphosphate synthase 2
Exons: 3
Coding region: 172-1134 (320 amino acids)
Biological process (GO): polyprenol biosynthetic process; plastid membrane organization; response to cold
Cellular component (GO): chloroplast stroma
Source: RefSeq, a predicted model, not a curated record